AUGCGGAUAGCUUCUUCUUUCUCUCGCAACGGCCAAUUUUCAUCUCUAACCUUCACAAUGGAAGCGAGAAUCAGCCUUCAAAUUCAAAUCCCGUGGAAACCUAAUCGCAGAUUCUCUUCCUCUUCCCCGCGCUUUAUCAGAGCGUCUUCUUCAACCUCGCAGGAGCCGAAAAGUUACAGAGGUCCGAAACCGAGUAAAAACUUGGUGGCGGAUUUCGUUUCAAGUAACGAUGACACAGUCCGGAGCUUGCCGAUCUACGUCGGAGGCGCUUCUCUCCUGGCCGUUCUCUUCAAUCGUGCUGUUUCCGGCAUCGCUCCAGUUGCCGAUGCUAGCAGCUCGCAGUCUAGAGCAGAUCUAUUGGCGCUUGGCUUGGCCGUCACCAAUUUAUUGACCGGUUUAGUCUGGUUAUCGAUCCGACCUAAGACCAUAACACCAAUAGAACCUGAAGGUGUGGAAUGUAAAGUUAUAGAAUCCAAUCUUCCUGCAUCAAUAGUCUCCGAAUUAUUAUGGGCUUGGGAAUCUCUCAAGGUAGCAACGUGUUGUGAGUCUCUGGUUAUUGUUUACAAUGGCAUUUGCCUCAUCCAAAUAGGGAUUGCUGCUAAAUCUCCAGAAGAGAAUAAAGCAGUCAUAGUAAACACUGAGAAGCUGAUGCAAGGAUCGGUUUACCAAGGCGUAAUGAAAUCCAAAGCACAAAGUUACUUGGCCAAUCUUUCUCUUUAUCCUGGGAGAUCCCAGCUUCCAUUUCUGCCUGCAAAUACACAGGCAGUGAUUUUGCAGCCGCUUGGUGAUAAAGGAAUUGCAGUUAUUGGUGGAAACACAAUUAGAGGCUUCACGUCUUCAGAUCAGGCUUGGAUAUCUUCAAUUGGGGAGAAGCUCGAUGCGACACUGGGGAGACAUUUUAUUGGUUUUGAUGCUAGCUCCCGAGUAACAAGCUGA
Microthlaspi erraticum is the source of this 936-nucleotide messenger RNA. The record is from the annotation of a GenBank genome assembly. NCBI's taxonomy places the organism in Eukaryota, Viridiplantae, Streptophyta, Magnoliopsida, Brassicales, Brassicaceae.